AUGAAGCACGGGUUUAAGAAAUCGGAGGAGGGAUUGAGAGAAUUUGUCGCUUCCUCUGGUUUCUCUUUUGAUUCUGGUAAUGUUUAUAUUCGAUUUUUUCCAUAUGAUUUUGAUCUUAGAUUGAGAUUUAGAAUUCUCAAUCUUCGGUUUCUCCUUUAUCCACCAGUUCAUGUGCCCGAUUGGGUUAAUAGUCAGGCUGGAUUUGUUCAAGUACCUGAUUCUGAUAGGCUAGGUUCUUUCUCAGACUUGUAUGCCAUGGGUACAAGAGUAAUUAAAGGUUCUGAGUGGUUUGCUUCAGAAAUGAAAGCUUUGAGUGAUGACUAUGAACAGAAUAGUGGUUAUGUAGCACCUGAAUAUGCAAUUUAUGGGCAAUUAUUUGAGAAAGUUGAUACAUACAGCUUUGGUGUGGUGGUCCUAGAAAUCAUUAGUGGAAAGAGAUACAAGGAUGUUGACUACCAAUUAGUCACUCAAAAUCUCCUUGAUCAUGCAUGGGAUCUACAUAAGAGUGGAACGCAUCUGAAUUUAAUGGAUGAGAAACUAGAUCCUAGUGAAUAUGCAGUAGAACAUGCUAUGGAGAUCAAGAUAGCAUUCAUGUCCACUCAACUACCAUCAACUAGACCUGCAAUGUCUGAAGUGCAAUGGGAAGGAUUAAUUGAGUUGAUGGGAACUGAAUCAAGAGCUGUAGGGGGUCUUGAAUUUUUACACAAGUAA
This is a messenger RNA of Lactuca sativa (garden lettuce), 711 nucleotides long. Lineage: Eukaryota; Viridiplantae; Streptophyta; Magnoliopsida; Asterales; Asteraceae. The record is from RefSeq and is a predicted model, not a curated record.